Molecule: messenger RNA, 525 nt
Organism: Ogataea philodendri
Lineage: Eukaryota; Fungi; Ascomycota; Pichiomycetes; Pichiales; Pichiaceae
Exons: 1
Coding region: 1-525 (174 amino acids)
Source: RefSeq, a predicted model, not a curated record
AUGGAGGUAACGGUCGCUCUAUCCAAUCCACGCCGAAGCUCGAAACGCAGCGAGCAUUUGGCCGUGUCGUGGACUCUAAUGAUUGUUCCUGUUUGCGAGGCGGAGGCGAUCAAAGCCCCGGAGUUGGAAAUGGCCAGACAUUGGAUCUUGCUCUUGUGGGCCUUGAUGAUUGAGAUCAGAUUGCGGUCUCUGUUUGCAGGCGAGACGUCCACCAGCUGGAUCUGGCCAAUAGCGCGGCCAGGAAACGCCAGAAAGCUCGUUUGUUCGUUCACACUCAGUUCUGCCACUCCGGACUCGUUGUCAAAAGUCUCGUGUUGGGCGAGCAAUUUCGGUUUGGACUCGAACGCGUGGAUCAGCACCGUGUUCUUGAGCACCACCACAAUCAAUAUCCGGGACAGAAGCACGUUCAAGAUCGGGCUCAUGAACUCUAACAAGAUAGACGGUUUCUUCUUCAAAUCGUCCCAGAUGCACAAUUUGUUGACAGGGAACCGUGGUUGUUUGCCCCCGCCCACCAAUGCCACGUAG